AUGUCUGUCCCCCAGCAUCCUCCUCCUUCUCCUCCCAAGCAUCAACCUGCCACCAAGAAGAAGAAGACCCAGAAGACCACGAAUCCAGACGUCGCGUCUGUCACCCCGGCCACCGCUUCGCCCACUCCUGGUGCUCCUGGUACCCCUGGAGUCGCUGCUGCUGCGUCUACUCAGGAUUGGUCCAACAAGGAGACGCUCGUCAUGUUGCGGGAGCUUGUCGACCGGCGCUUGUGGAUACUGGGCGCAAAGGUCGUACAUCAAGACCUGGCAGAAGAAGACUCUGGUACCGUCCUCAGGACGGACAAGUCCCUCAAAGGGAAAAUUAACACACUUAGGAAGGACUACAAGCUCAUUGCCACCCUGCUCAACGACUCCUCCGGCUUUGGUUGGAACGAUGAGCUCAAGUGUGUUUGCCACGAGGACGAUUUUUGGUGA
This is a messenger RNA of Cryptococcus amylolentus CBS 6039, 435 nucleotides long. RefSeq lists its product as hypothetical. The coding region runs from base 1 to 435 and encodes 144 amino acids. Lineage: Eukaryota; Fungi; Basidiomycota; Tremellomycetes; Tremellales; Cryptococcaceae. The record is from RefSeq and is a predicted model, not a curated record. The transcript is spliced from 2 exons.